UGUGAUAAAACUUAAUUGGAAGAAGAGAAUUACUGGAUAACAUGUAUAAGAACAAUGCCAAAGAACAGGUGUCUCUGAAAUAAAGAUGGUGCGUGUCGAAAUUCAACCGCACGCUUCACUUCGUACAAUGGCAACAAGUUAUUCAAAGCUAAAGGAAUUAAUAACUCUGAGGGUCAGUAUGAGUGAUAUGCACAGCCACAUACUACAUGCGAUGAAAGGUUUAUACCAAAACGAUAUCAACUCUGCCAGACGAUAUGAGCAAAUAACUACCAUUGGACAACUUUUAAAGGUUUUGGAACUUAGAGAUGUAUUGUCUGAAGAAAAUAUUUUGCCAUUACAAGUCCUGGCUCAGAGACUUCCAGAUAAUAUGGAGGUAAUGAAUAGCAUCACCUGUUAUGAGCAAAAUCGUGGACCUAAACAAAACAUAAAUCAAUAUGGUAAGUUUUGCUUCAUUCUUAUUUUUGCUCUGCCAAAGCCGCCACUGAAAGAAAACGAAGAUAAUGCUUUCUCAGACGGUCUGUGUGAGAAGAAACGUAAAAGGAUAACAGAAACUAUUGUUGAAGAAAUAGGCCCGUAUUGGCGCAAUCUAGCCAGAUACCUAGGCAUCCAAGAGUGGAGAAUAGAUGAAAUACAAAUCAAUGGUAAAUCAAUAGAAGAUAAGGCAGCGGAAAUAAUGGAGAUGUAUAGGAAAAGAGCUGAUCGCAAGAAAUGGUUUUUUGAUCUCUUGGAUGCGUUAGAGAAAUCCCGUAGAAGGGAAUUGUGUAAAAAAAUUAGAGACAUUGCUACAAUGAACAUCUAG
Messenger RNA from Cydia amplana, 799 nucleotides. RefSeq names its product fas-associated death domain protein (gene Fadd). Gene Ontology annotation, biological process: signal transduction. Bases 86 to 799 code for a protein of 237 amino acids. Gene Ontology annotation, molecular function: protein binding. The record is from RefSeq and is a predicted model, not a curated record. NCBI's taxonomy places the organism in Eukaryota, Metazoa, Arthropoda, Insecta, Lepidoptera, Tortricidae. The transcript has 2 exons.